Stylophora pistillata is the source of this 1793-nucleotide messenger RNA. RefSeq names its product kelch-like protein 12. Lineage: Eukaryota; Metazoa; Cnidaria; Anthozoa; Scleractinia; Pocilloporidae. Gene Ontology annotation, molecular function: protein binding. The record is from RefSeq and is a predicted model, not a curated record.
GUUCUUUACUUUCCGCGUUCGUUUCUCUGACAUUAUUGAUUAUAGCAGUCUCUGCUAACAAACCCCGAAAACAAGGCUAAUCCUGAGACAAUGGAUGAUCUUCCACCCAUCACUGUCACUGAACAGAAUUCUUUCUGUGUGGAAAUGAUGAAACGGCUCAACAUACAACGAAAACAAGGCCACUUAUGCGACUUAACUUUGAUCACAAAAGAUGACCAAGAGUUUAAGGCUCACAGUAAUGUUCUUUCCGCUGCGAGUCCGUUCUUUUGCAAGCUUUUUCAGAGCGACAUGAAGGAAAAUCGGGAGGGUGUCGUUCGGUUUGAGGAGGUUUUAGGAUCUGUUAUGGAAGAUGUCCUGGAAUUCAUCUACACCGGGACUGUGGAAGUAACUGAAGAAAAUGCCGAAGAGUUAGUCGCUGCAACGAAUUAUCUCAUCGUCCCAAAUUUAAAAACAAUCUCUGGUCGAUAUCUACGGCAAAAAAUGAGAAACUCCAGCUGCAUUUCAACCUUCUACUUCGCCGAGAAAUACGAUUGUGAAGAGCUUGUUAACGACAGCAAGAGUUUCAUCCACGCGAACUUCGCAUCUGUGGCAGACAUGGAUGAAUUCCUAAGUUUGGAAGCCAAAGAGGUGGAGAGAUGGAUUUCAAGUGAUGAGAUUGUUGUUAGAAUGGAAGCUGAUGUUUUCCAGAUUGUGCAAAAGGGGGUUGAACAUAACAAGAGCGAGCGGAAAGUAGCGUUUGAAGAACUUCUUCGUCACGUUCGACUGGUUUUCGUAUCGCGUGACUAUUUGUUGAAUGUCGUGACAAACGAACUCGUGCGUGACAACCCUGGUUGUUUUACACUGAUUUCAGAUGCCAUAGAACAGACUACGUUUCCAAGCGAUGAUGAUCUUUCCCAGUCCCCCAGAAAAGCGCUUGACACACGUGCUAUAGUGGCUUGUGGAGAAGACUAUGCCUUUUGUUAUGUCCCUCAGAAAGAUGAGUGGAAAAGAUUACCCAACAGUGCUACAGGAAAGAGUCUUGUGUCAUUGGAUCUGGUAACUUUUUGUAUCUUUUGGGUGGGAAGUCCCCACAUACAUCCCAAUAUGUUGCAAAAGCUGACAGAUUUGACAUCACAGAAAGGAAAUGGGAAGAAAUCAAAGAUAUGCAACAAGCAAGAGGUGGGGCUUUUGGCGUUGCCACUCAGGAAAAGAUUUUUGUUGCUGGAGGUGCAGAUAAAGAAAACACAGUGUUGAAAACAUGCGAAGUGUACAACGUUUCCUCAAAUGAAUGGCAGUUAAUUGCAAACUUGAAUGUUUGCCGCACACAUGGUAGCAUGGUUUGUCUUGGUGGAACAUUGUAUGUGCUGGGUGGCUGUGACCAAACCAGGAAAAAUGGUGAACAUUCAGUUGAAUGUUAUGACUCCACACAGGGCAAGUGGAUCAUGAAGACAACCAUACCAGUAAAAGGGGACUGUAAGAAUAAACAUACAUUUAAAGGGUGUGUGCUGAAGUUUUCCAAAGGAGUAUUGGACAAUCUUGAUGGUGCAGUUGAAAGCUUGUGGGAUAAAUUGUUUCUGUUCAGGUAAUAGGACACAUUUUUCCAGGCACAAUAACCUAAGAAAGCCACACAGGAUGUUGGGAGAACAUGAGGCAAGCCUAUGAAUUAUGAGCGGAAGGCAAGUGAUUUGUAAGCUUUUCAAGCGUUCUUCUAACAUCCCAAGUGGUUUUGUCAUGCUAUAGAGUUGGGAGAAAAUGUGUUCUAUUUAACAAUUAUUCCACGAGUGCGCGUUGGAUAUGAGAUGAAAGAUAGCCAA